AGGAAACAAAUUAUCGAUUGUUUAGAAUUGUGUUUGUUGUGGAAGAAAUAGAAAAGCAAAUAUUAUAAAAUUAUUCCAGGUUCAGUGAAAGUUCAAAUAUUUUCGAAUUUACGUUCCAGUUAACUUCAAAACUUCCAACUGUUUAAGUGAUCUUAAAUCUUCAUUAACGUUGUUGAAUUUAGUGCUGAAACAUGCUACCACGAUCUUAUUACACUGAACAAGACAUACGAAGGCGACAAAUUGAUACUUUAAAAAUUUUCAACGCUAACGUAACUGAAAUAAAGGAAAAUGCCGAGUACAGGGUGGGAUUUCCUGCCGAAGGGAGAAAUAUGAGCUUGAAUAUUGUUCUGGGUCCGGAGUUUCCGAACGAAAAGCCCGCAAUAUUCGUAAACCCGGUGUUUUCUCAUCCCUGGAUAGCUGACAAUACAAAUCAAGUCGUCGGUGCACCUGGAUUGGUUAAUUUCACGCUGCACUCAGACCUAGGGCGUGUUGUCCAAGCCAUCACAAGGGAGUUCCAGAGAGCAGUACCUGCUGUGUCGGGCCAAGAGGACAAGUCCACAGACACCAGUCCACAGUCGCAGCUCAGCUCUCAAUCCGCGGUGUUCCCUGAACUCUCUGAACUCAGCAUUGAUGAACUACAAGAGAUAUUGGAAAAUCCUGAUUUACAGGAUAAACUACUGGAAACAAAUCCACAGCUGGUGGAGUUAGAUUUAGAGACAGAAGAGGUGAUGAACAGGAUAGAGCAAAUAGCGCAGGAGAAUAUCGCCAAGCAGCAGAUGCUGGACGAUCUCAAGUCGGAGGUGAUAGAGCGCAUCUCCAGCAUCGUGCAGAUGAAGAUGCACUAUGAGGAGCUCAACAGGAAGCACCAGAAGCUGGCGGAGAUGUACGACCCACACCGCAUCCGCGACUGCCUAAAAGAGGCCGCACUGAAGGCCGAUGAGGAGUCGGAGGUAAUCGCAGAACAGUUCUUGUUAGGCAACAUUCCAGUAGAGACAUUUGUGACGAGGUUUGCGGAGAAGCGAGCUCUGGGGCAAGCGCGGCGAGCGCGGGAGGAGCGGCUGGCACACCAGCUGGCUCAGCUGCACAAGGCCACCUCAUAGGCAUUAUAUUAUAUACUAACUUAUUAUAUGUUAUUGUUGUUGUGAUUGAUAAAAUAUGAUAAAACUUGCCUCGCCUCUUUCAUUUGUUGACAGCAAAGUUUACUUGAUUUAUUAUAUGUGUAUAAAUGUAUAG
Papilio machaon (common yellow swallowtail) is the source of this 1233-nucleotide messenger RNA. Its product is annotated as vacuolar protein sorting-associated protein 37A. The record is from RefSeq and is a predicted model, not a curated record. The coding region runs from base 192 to 1100 and encodes 302 amino acids. Gene Ontology annotation, cellular component: ESCRT I complex. Gene Ontology annotation, biological process: ubiquitin-dependent protein catabolic process via the multivesicular body sorting pathway; protein targeting to membrane; protein targeting to vacuole. The transcript is spliced from 4 exons. NCBI's taxonomy places the organism in Eukaryota, Metazoa, Arthropoda, Insecta, Lepidoptera, Papilionidae.